This is a messenger RNA of Bradysia coprophila, 1680 nucleotides long. Its product is annotated as epoxide hydrolase 4-like. Lineage: Eukaryota; Metazoa; Arthropoda; Insecta; Diptera; Sciaridae. Gene Ontology annotation, molecular function: catalytic activity. The record is from RefSeq and is a predicted model, not a curated record.
ACGCACACCACGUUAAACGGUCUCAUAAUAGCCGUCGAAUUCGGUAUUGAAAUUUUAUCAGCAACAACCGAAAACGACUGAAUGCAUCUUGUGAGAGGCACCACAUCAGUUAGCUGUUGUUGUUCGAAGGGAGCAGGAGAUAACGUCACUUACUAUAUUGUGCUUUAAUCAAUUAUGAAAGAAUUUCAACGUAAAUAGAGUUUUUGAAUUAGUUUCUCGUGGUAAAUUAUGGUCGUGUUUUAAUCGCUGGUCGCCAAAAAACCAUUUUUUUUCCUCGUUCAAAGAUGAUUGGCAAUUCAAGGAAUCCGUACCAUGUACUGGAAACAAUGUCCAAGUUUUCCGUGUUCUAUUUCUAUUGUGGAUCAGUGAUUGUUGGGCUGUGGCAUAUCGUCAAAUUGAUUUUAUAUUUUUCGUGGAAUUGGAUCAUGCAAAUGAGAUUACAGUCGAGUGAUAAGAAUAUGUUAGAGACUGAUGAUGGCUACCAUGACAAGCCACCGAAAUGUUUAGUGGAUAAUGCAUUGGGAAGACAAUUGUAUGUGAAAUUAAAGGAAGUAAAAUUUCAUUACAUCGAAGCAGGAGAUCAAUCCAAUCCGUUGGCACUCUUACUCCACGGAUUCCCGGAUUGUUGGCUGGGAUGGAACAGUCAGAUUUCAGAACUAUCCAAGUUCUUUCGUGUGGUAGCAGUUGACCUGAAGGGAUUCAACGAUUCGGAUAAACCGCCCAAGAGACACUCAUAUCAACCACAACAAAUCUGCGAAGAAUUGUCCCAAUUCAUUAAAUGUCUCGGCUACAAUUCCUGUACAAUAAUUGGACAUGACCUUGGUGGUUUGAUUGGGUGGAUCUUUGCCCAUACCAACCCGGAAAAAGUUGACCGCUUUGUGACCAUAUCAUCUCCGCAUCCAAACAUAAUUUGGCAAAACCUCCAUCCACAGUCUCAAGUCAACGACAUUUGGCUGAAAUUCGUUCAAAUUCCCGUGUUGCCAGAAAAUCAGUUCUCGGGCAGUGAUUUUCUGGAGAAAUGCUUACCACACGUGUACAGUGUUGGCCGAUCGAAGAAACAUUCAAAAGUUAUGGUCGAUCAAUGUCUGACCCAUGCUUACAAAUAUGUUUUCAAUAGAACGGUGGAUUGGACGGGACCAUUGAACUACUACCGAAAUUUUCCAUUUUAUAAGAUUCGUGAAGGCGAAACACUCCGAUGUCCAACAUUGAUAAUCACGGGUAGUGACGAUAUGUUCUGUAAAUUAGAUUCAAUUGUACGAUCGGCAGAGUACUGUGAUAAAUUUACGCUAAAAAUAAUCGAUGGCUGUAAGCAUUGGCCACAUCAAGAGAUGCCGGAACAAUUCAACAAAGUGUUGAUGAAAUUUCUGGUCGGUAAUCGGGCCAGGCACGACCAAACUGUUGAAUCAGUUGACAAUACAAAGGGCAUAAUAGGUAUGAUGGGUAUAAGUAGAAUGUUCGGUGCUGUUAGUAAUACCGUAAAAAGUGGGUUCGAUACCGUGCAACAGAGAACGUCAGAUGUGCUUCAUGGUACAAUGCCGAAGACAAGUUAAGUCUGUUACCAUAGAAUAGGUUUACUAAUAACUUAUUUUGUAACUAAUUUGUAAUGCAAGCUAGAUUUAGAGACUCUGCAAUGAUUAACAUCAUCUUCUGGAUGUUUACUGUGUGCUGAAAUAAAAACUU